GUAACGUAAGUCUGUCACUGUGGGUUAGAAAUUCAAGAUCUAUAUCUGUAUCGUUCCGGACGAUGCGGCCUGGCCGCAGAGCCGCGGACCCUAAACCUUGAACCUUAGAAAUUCAAAAUCAAGCUCAAUUUCAUCUUCUACCACUCGCUCCCUAAAUCAUACUUACUCUCUUUCCCGAGCUUCAAACUGACACGAAGUGCCCUUGAGGAAUUCCUCUAAAAUAUCGUCAAGAAAUCAUGAAGUCCUCCACGUUCUUCUCGCCGUCCCUCCUUCUCUGGGCCUUCCUCGUUCCGGUAGCGUUGAUUCCGAUAGGGAUUUCUGUCUUCAUCCGCUUGCCCGAACUCAUCUGCUUACUCCAUGAUAUCCCUUCCCUUCUUGGUGUUGCUGUUGGCGGGGAGCACCACACGAUAAUGUUAAGAGGGCUACUUAAGUACCUAUAGCCCAUCUUCCGUAGACGUAGAGAUCCCUCAAGGAUACUACAAAUCCGAGCUACCCAUUUCUAUAGCUCAUCAUCUGUAUAUAUAGAUCCGUCAUCAACGAUAUCAAUCCGAGAGAUAACAUCUUUGACGAGGGAUCACUAGUACAGGGAUGAUGUGCUAGGGGCUGCUCUAAUGUUGCAGGACAGGAGUGGCCUUAGCCUUGGAGCUUCCCUCACCUUCUGCAGACUUGGCCUUCUCGCGACAGCUAGUCUCAUUUUGGGACUUUUUGUGUCGACAUCAACUUUAACGAGCUUAUCAUUUUUAAGGCGCAAUGUAUUUCAUUCCACCUACAGUACGUCAUUUAUCCCUAUUAAUUUCCAUAAUCUUAGGACAAAUAUUGCUAUUGGGAGAGGGAGAGUAUAUAUUUAUUGAAGGGAUUCCAACAAGAAAUGAAUUAGAAGUUUGAGCUCUAACAUUUGGUGAAACAUCUUCGUCACGGAUGUUUUUCUUCCUGUUGAUCACUUCUGGGAUUUUCUCCAGUUUGGUUUUGUUCCUCGGCAAUUGGGCUUUGGAUGAUCCGAUGGAGACGGAAUUGCGCCAACGCUACGCACAUACCAGCCGACUCGCGGGAAAAUCUGUCCUGAUAACAGGUGCAAACUCAGGCUUGGGGUUGGAAACUGCAGUCUGGGCGGCUGGUUGGGGACUGGCUGACAACGUGAUCCUGGGUACGCGCAGCCAGAAAAAAUGCCUGGACGCUCGGGACACCAUCAUGGGAAGGAUAGAGAAGGAUAAGAGUUACGGUUCUCUUCUGCUUCAAGUUUAAAAAGGAGUCUUUUAUUUGACAAUGAUCGCGAGCGACCCUCAGCAAAGCCGUUCGAGGAUGCGUUAUUUGUACCUACAUAAAGUAACGUAAAACGUUCUCUUCUCUCUGAGAGUGGCUGUCAGAGACGCAACAUGAUAAUGAUUCUCACUUUCUAAGAGGCCGUCACCCGUAGCCGCAAAGACCUCGAGCAGGUCCUCCAUUGUUCCUUUUCGUUUGAACUGGGCAUGGGCAUAGCAAGCAAGGAAAAAAUUGAAGCGGAAGUUGAGAAAGUUUUUGGAGACUCUUCUGGUGGAACUCCUAAGAUGAAACUGGAUUUCCUUGUCGCGAACGCUGGCUUCUCAGGCACAGGCGGUGGACGACCACAAUCUGUUGGGACAGCGCUAUUAGUUAAGGGUGAGGGGUGUCUACCUCUACUGUAUCUGUAGUUAAAUAGUGAUCCUAAUAACAGAGUAGUUUAUUAUAGCACGCAUGGAGUAGCAUGGAGUGCAUGGAGCGCAGAGCUUUAAGGGGCGCAAGAAGCUCCCCCUUUAGCUCCAUGCUACUCCAUGUGAUCCAUGCACUCCAUGCCAUGCGAGCUGUGAAGCCUUAUAAAUUGCUCUGUAAUUUAAGUACCUUGGUACUUUUAUCCGAAUCCUUAACCAAGGACGACGUGUUGUCGAGAAGGCAUCCGCGACCCCGGACUACCAGCCCUACAAGGUAAAACUAAAUGAGAAGUGACUCACUCAUAGUCAUAUUAGACAUACUUCUUCUAAGUUACGAGACUCGACGUCACCAAUCAUGGUGAAACCAGAAGCAGCGAUGUUUGUUGCGCAUAAGGUCUUGCAACGGGCGUUGGAGAGGAAGUUUCUGGACCUUGAAACAGUUACGGUUUCUUCAGCAACGGGAUGGCUAGCCUGUACACCGUGGAUCCGGAGGAUCGUCGAAACUAGUUGGAAUCCGUUCUUGACUCAUGCGAGUAGGGAGAAAUUGGACAUGGCUCAUGUUGCAGUUCUUGGUACAUCAGCAGGUUCUCCAUCAUCUGGUGGAUCGGCUUCGGGUCCUUCUGGAGCUGCUGGUUCUCUUGAAAAUGGGGGUGCUCUCAUACCUCAGAUGUGUAGUCCUGAACCAGUGCCCUCUAUCCAACUUCUACUUCAAGACGAGACGAAUGAAGACAAGGAAAAACUUGUGACCUCUGAGAAGAAUAAGGAAGGCAUUAGUGCUAUCUUUUCCGAUGUUUUACAACUUGCGAGCAACCCUGCUGCUCUGGCAGACGUUGUUGCAGGCUACGCCCGAGUAAAAUACUGGCAGAUGGCAGGAGUCGGACUGGGAAGUGGUGACAGUUAUGAUGGACGAUAGUCUGUAUGACUGUUAUAAUAAAUAUUGAGCAGAGGGAUCAUGAAUUUUCGGAAAUGAAAAUGAAUGAAUAUAGCUAGAAAUUCUUGUCGACAUCUUGUACUAUGUAGUCCUUGAUGUUCAUCAUUUAUUUGAUGUGCAGGAUCCACAACCUAACCUAACCUCAUCAUGAUCUGACCUAGAACUACUAGAACGACAAAGAUAUACCACUCCCGUCUUCUAACAGACUCGCGAAGUCUCAGUGGUCCUAGGUUUUGUCCGGACUAGCAUUUGGCGUGCGGCGAUGGAGGAGAGCCCUGUGGGUCUGUUCAUGCGUCGUGGCUCUAUCGGAGCCAUUCCGAUUGUCGCUGCUUUGGUUGGUGAUCGUAACGAAAAGUACCCGAACAACCAGCGAUUGCCCUGCGUUUCGCAUAAUGGAGCCUUUAUGGGUUGUUUUGACAGCAUUUACUGGACGCUGGGUACGUCCGCGGAGGCAUUGGGGAGACAUGUGGGUGAAUACAGACAGGUUUUGCAGAAAACAUUAGAGACAUUGGAGGAUUUGUAACGGUUCUUUUGAGCAACGCAUAUUAAAAAAAACGCCAUGAUCAUGAUUUUGCAUCAAACAUCAUCAUGGCGACACAAUUUUUACGCCACAGACUCGCAUCAAGACUUCGUACGCAUUCGAAUUGUUCAUUCUUAUCAAGAAAGCAAGUCAUAAGCAAGGUUGUGCAAAC
Molecule: messenger RNA, 3287 nt
Organism: Amoebophrya sp. A25
Lineage: Eukaryota; Dinophyceae; Syndiniales; Amoebophryaceae
Source: the annotation of a GenBank genome assembly